GGGAAAACGGGUUCAUCGCCGUCUCUCCGUCUAGGUUCCUCUUGUCAGCUGCCGAGUAAACCAACCGCUUCAGGGAUCGCCUCGCCCUCUCGUCGGCGUCAAUCACGCCUCCGCCCGCUUCUUCUCCCGGAUUCUUUGAUCUAUUCUUUCCGGCGAUGGAGUCGGCGGCUAAGCCGAGCUCGGUGCAGAAUCUUCUCCUCCGCGCUCUCCUCUUUGUCGUCUCCAUAUUCCUCUUGCGGUUCGUCUACGUGGUCACCCUCCGCGGAGGCUCCUGCGGUGGUGGCGAUUACUGUUUUUUCACCAAUCUUGCUGAAGUUGCGACGCCCGCUUCCUCUGCUGCAACUGCCUCCAAUCCCUCGUAUCGCGCUCUCUGGACUACCCUAGAAUGGAGGAAGGCCGUCGGAUACUACUCCUCCGUGUUCCAGGAUCUCAUCGCUGAGGGAUUCCUCUCCUCGGCAUCGGAAUCCCUCUGCGUGGAUACUGCCGCAGGUUACGAGGUCCUUGCCCUUAAGGAGAUCGGAGUCCCCGACGCCGUUGGCGUUGCGAAGAAGAGUGCGCCACCAUUGGUGGUGGGUGGUGGCGAGCCUCUCCGACUUCCUUUCAAGAAUGGAAGCUUUGACUUCGUUUACGCUGGCCAAAGUCUCGACCGGAGUAAACAGCCUGCAUAUCUAGCGGCGGAGAUUACAAGGACGCUGAGACCACAUUGGUUCCUCGCGGUGCUCACCACCUCCGCUCGUGAUGCCUACAGCCUGAACUCGCUUACUGAGCUCUUUCCGGGCUGCAUUAUUGUGUUGUCUCGCGAAAUCAAUGGCAUGAAUUCACCAGAGCCUCUCCAAGAGAUUGUAUUUCAGAAGCUAGAAAGUGCAGAGAUUGUUAGGCCUAAAAAGGGUUCUAGUAAUCAUUGCCCUCUGCCUGAGCACAAACUCCAAAUUAUACGAUCUGCAGAGCCUCUCAUCAAGAAAGAGCCACUUAAGCCAUGGAUUUCCCUCAAGAGGAAUAUCCAAAACGUCAAAUACCUAUCUUCAAUUGCUGAUAUAAACUUCAAGCAGAGAUAUGUCUAUGUUGAUGUUGGAGCACGGAGCUAUGGGUCAAGCAUUGGCAGCUGGUUCAGGAAACAGUACCCAAAGCAGAAUCAUACCUUUGAAAUUUAUGCAAUUGAAGCAGAUAGGGCAUUUCAUGGUGAAUACAGGACCAAGAAAGGAGUCAAUUUGUUGCCUUUUGCAGCAUGGGUGCGUAACGAGACACUAACUUUUGAGAUCAAUCAUGAUCCUGAUAACCAUGAUGUGGAGAAAGGCCAAGGAAUGGGCCGGAUCAGGCCAAUUGGGGACUCCAAUGACAAAGUUUUAUCAGGCAAUGUGCAUGCCAUUCAGGGGUUUGAUUUUACUGCAUGGCUUAAGCAGACAGUGACUGAGAAGGACUAUGUAGUGAUGAAGAUGGAUGUUGAGGGAACUGAGUUUGAUCUUGUUCCACGGCUCCUCAAGACAGGGACAAUUUGCUUGAUUGAUGAGCUUUUUCUCGAGUGCCAUUAUAACCGAUGGCAGAAGUGCUGCCCUGGACAAAGGAGUCCCAAAUACAAGUACACAUAUGGGGACUGUCUAAAAUUGUUCACUUCACUUAGGAAUAGUGGCGUUCUUGUUCACCAGUGGUGGUAAUACAUAAACAAAUUUUUAUGAUUGGAUAGGAUAAUAGCAAUAAAAUGUGUAGCUAUGAGCGAUCAUAGUUGAUUUUGCCAUUUUGUAUACGAGGAGACUAUUCUUUUCUGUUCUUAUCUUAUUUCUUUUUUGCAUUAAGAAGUGUCUUGAUUUUACUUGUUGAUGCUUCUUUUUAUUUGUGGUCGUCUAACUUUCAGUUUAUUUAAUAUUUUAACUCAAGUAGGUAAUUAGAUCUGUGUAUUUUGGCUGUAGUAGUUUCCUUUUCUCUUGACAAAAUCAAACAUGUGUGCUUGGUUGUUUUCAGCUCAGCCCAGUUAUAUUUGAUUAAUAUCUGCAUCAAAGUUUAUCCAAAAGAAUGAUUGCAAGAGACUGAAAAUAGAAAUUAACCGUCCAACUUCACAUCCUGGCCGGCCACUACUGCCCUCAUAUGCCUUCACAUAUGCUCUCAAGUUUUGGUUGCCAUUUUCCGACCCUACUGCACCGACGACGAU
Messenger RNA from Zingiber officinale, 2143 nucleotides. RefSeq lists its product as uncharacterized. The transcript has 3 exons. NCBI's taxonomy places the organism in Eukaryota, Viridiplantae, Streptophyta, Magnoliopsida, Zingiberales, Zingiberaceae. The record is from RefSeq and is a predicted model, not a curated record. Bases 156 to 1652 code for a protein of 498 amino acids. Gene Ontology annotation, molecular function: S-adenosylmethionine-dependent methyltransferase activity.